Branchiostoma floridae (Florida lancelet) is the source of this 1411-nucleotide messenger RNA. Its product is annotated as sialidase-1-like. The record is from RefSeq and is a predicted model, not a curated record. Gene Ontology annotation, cellular component: lysosome; cytoplasm; membrane. The transcript has 6 exons. Gene Ontology annotation, molecular function: exo-alpha-sialidase activity. Lineage: Eukaryota; Metazoa; Chordata; Leptocardii; Amphioxiformes; Branchiostomatidae. The coding region runs from base 161 to 1159 and encodes 332 amino acids. Gene Ontology annotation, biological process: oligosaccharide catabolic process; ganglioside catabolic process.
GUCACUACUGUGGCGUGUUGUGUUCUUGUUGUGUGCAAUAUCCUGCAUAACAACUGAUUCAACAAGAAAGUUUUUUAAGGUAAACCCAAAGAUUGUAUCUGACGUGAACAUCUGGACCAGCGGUGUGGAGGGGGAGAUAGCCGGGUACAGAACACCCUUCAUGACCUACACUCCUAACGGCACCAUCCUAGCGUUAGCCGGGGCCAGGAAAUAUAGCAAGGGGGACGCCGGAAAGAAAAUAUUAGCUCUGAGGAGAUCUACGGAUAAAGGAGUGACGUGGAGUCCCACCGCGUUUUUAGUCGACGACGGGUACGACAAGGGAGUGCUGGGCGCUGGCACGGCGUUUGUUGACGACGAUUCGAACACGACGUUUGUGAUGUUCAUCCACUGCCAGUUCCGCUGUGCUGUUCCCUCCGUGCUGCUGAUGAACAGCACCAACGAUGGGGUCACCUGGGGUCAACCUCGGAACAUCACCCCACAGUUACAGCCUGGGAUCGUCUCACACCCAAGUCCGGGCUACGGAAUACGAAAACGAUACGAGCCGCACAAGGGCCGGUGGAUCGUGUGUGCGCACGGCCGGGCCCCUGAAUGGGGUCUGAGUCUGCUGCUCAGUGAUGACGGAGCCAUGACGUGGCGGACAGGCGCGUUCGUCUACAACAGGCCCUGCAACGAUACGUGUGGGGAAAGUCAUCACACAACGUUUCAAGCAGGAGAGUGCCAGCCCGUUGAGCUCCCUGACGGCUCGCUCCUGGUAAUGACACGGAACCAGCUCCGCUGCACCUGCCACUGUAAGGCCUUCCUCACCAGCCACGACGGCGGAGAGACCCUGCCGAUCAGCAGCCUCAGAUUCGAUCACACCCUGAUAGAACCGCCAACAGAUGCAGGACUGUUCUACAGUGAUGGGGUUCUCUACUUUACCGGGCCAAACAGUUCGUCUAAACGACAAAAGAUGAUGUUAAAAUGGAGUUAUGACAACGGCACGAGUUGGGCAGGCGAGCUUCCCAUCUGGACCAAGGCGGCUGGGUACUCCGCUGUAACCAUGCUGCAGAAGGACCCGGAAGACAAAAACUUUCUCUAUCUUCUGUAUGAAAAGGGAUUCCACAAGUCAGGGACUUCCACGGCGGCUAUUGCCUUCGCAAAAAUACAUUUACAUGCAUAACGUUAGUAUAAGGUAGGGACUUCAGCAGACAUAGAAGAAAGAUUCAAAUAAAAACGGCACGUUAAACCACCGGAAGAGCAAAUGAACGUGGAAAUAACGUUACAUGUUCUGUCAGACCAAUAGCAUUUCAUAGUAAGAUGGUUUAUACUUAAAUUUGAUUAUUCAUCACUUGUAUCAAUGUUGUUUUACAUUGCCAUGUACCUAUACCAAAUUAUAAAUCUUAUAAAUAAAGCUUGACUAUUAUGAACUUCA